Molecule: messenger RNA, 5013 nt
Organism: Rhea pennata
Lineage: Eukaryota; Metazoa; Chordata; Aves; Rheiformes; Rheidae
Gene: C3
Product: complement C3
Exons: 40
Coding region: 1-5013 (1670 amino acids)
Biological process (GO): complement activation; inflammatory response
Cellular component (GO): extracellular region
Molecular function (GO): protein binding; endopeptidase inhibitor activity
Source: RefSeq, a predicted model, not a curated record
AUGGGGGCUCGGGCGCUCGUCCUCGUCACCCUGCUGCUCCUGGGGGUCCUGGCCCCUGCCACCGGGCAGAUGCUGUCAAUGGUGACACCAGCGGUGCUGCGGCUAGAGGCUGAGGAGAUGGUGGUGCUGGAGGCGCCGGGGCUGAGCACCGCCACGGAGGCCACCUUGAUGGUGCAGGAUUUUCCCCUCAAGCGCCAGGUCCUCUACCAGAGCCAAGUCAAGCUCAACCCCGCUGAGGGCAUGAUCGGCAGCACCACCAUCAAGCUGUCGACCAAGGUGCUACCACGGAAGCCAGGGAAGCAGUACGUCUCGGUGCACGCCCGCUUCCCCCAGGGCACCCUGGAGAAGGUGCUACUGGUGUCACCUCAGAGUGGCCACAUCUUUGUGCAGACCGACAAACCCAUCUACACCCCUGGCUCCACGGUGCUCUGUCGCUUCUUCGCCCUGGGCCACCGCAUGGAGCCCAUUCCCAAGACAAUCGUUGUGGAGAUCAAGACUGCCGAUGGCAUCAUUGUCAAGCAAAAGCCUGUCUCUUCACCCGCGAAGACAGGCAUCUUCUCCCUCAACCACAACCUACCUGAGGUCGUCAGCCUGGGGACAUGGACAGUGUUGGCCAAAUUUGAAGACUCACCAGAGCAGGUCUUCAGCACCCAAUUUGAUGUCAAGGAGUAUGUGCUGCCAAGCUUUGAGGUCAUCCUGGAGCCGGAAGAGAAGUUCCUCUACAUCGACCGGCAGGAGGAUUUCCGGGUGUCCAUCACAGCCAGGUACCUCUAUGGGAAGCGCCUGCAUGGCACAGCCUUCAUCCUCUUUGGGGUGAUGGUAGACGACGAGAGGAAGAGCAUCCCGCAGUCCCUGCGAAGGGUGCAGAUCACCGAUGGGGACGGGGAGGCCGUGCUGCCCAUGGCCUUGCUGCGGCAACGCUUCGCCAACUACCGGGAGCUGGUGGGCCACUCACUCUAUGUCUCCGUCACUGUCCUCACCGAGUCUGGUAGUGACAUGGUGGAAGCACAGCGCAUGGGCAUCCACAUCGUGACGUCCCCGUACCAGAUCCACUUCACACGCACGCCCAAGUACUUCAAGCCUGGGAUGCCCUUCGAGCUCAUGGUCUACGUCACCAACCCUGAUAAUUCGCCAGCUGCACGCAUCCCCGUCAAGGCCGACGGCUUCCAGGGCCUUGUGUCCACACAGAAUGAUGGCACCGCCAAGCUCAUCCUCAACAUGCCGGCCAACAAGGCCACAGUCCCCAUCACUGUGCGGACGGCGCAGCCAGGGCUCCCCGAGGGCCGCCAGGCCAGUCGUGCCAUGCAGGCUGAAGUUUACCACAGCCAGGGUGACUCUGGCAACUUCCUCCACCUUGCUGUAACCGCCACUGAGCUGCAGCCCGGUGACAACCUCCCUGUGAACUUCCACCUCAAGACCAACAACCCCGCCGUCCGCAAAAACGUCAUGUACUUCACCUACAUUAUCAUGAGCAAGGGACACAUUGUGCGCGUGGGGCGGCAGCGGCGUGAGGCCGACCAGAGCCUCGUCACCAUGUCACUGCCCGUGACAGCCAACCUUAUCCCCUCCUUCCGUAUCGUGGCCUACUACCAUGUGGCGCCGGGAGAGAUUGUUGCUGACUCUGUCUGGAUCGAUGUCAAGGACACCUGCAUGGGCACUCUGGUGGUGAAGGGAGCCACGGAGGCAGACAACCGGGUGCAUGAGCCGGGAACACCCAUGCGGCUCCGCAUCGAGGGUGACCACAAUGCCAAUGUGGGACUGGUGGCCGUGGACAAGGGCGUCUUCGUCCUCAACAAGAAGCACAAGCUGACACAGUCCAAAGUGUGGGACACAGUGGAACAGAGUGACAUCGGCUGCACAGCAGGCAGCGGGAAGGACAACGUGGGGGUCUUCGCCGAUGCUGGCUUAAGCCUGGUCACCAAUGUGAAGAUUGACACGCCGCAGCGAGCAGAGGUCCAGUGCCCAAAGCGAGCAAGACGCAGACGCACCUCCCUGCAGCUCAUCGAGUACAAAGGCAACAAAACGGCCGAGUAUGAGGAUGGACAGCUACGUAAGUGCUGUGAAGAUGGCAUGCACGAGAACCCCAUGGGCCACAGCUGUGAGAAGCGGUCCACCUACAUCCUGGAGGGCAGUGCCUGCGUCAAGGCCUUCCUUGACUGCUGCAACUACAUCAAGACCAUCCGCGAGCAGAAGCAGCGUGACUUGCACCUCGAGCUGGCCCGAAGCAAGUACCCAGGGCUGAGUCAGGCCAGGGCUCCAUGCUGUCCCCUAGGCGAGGUGGAUGAUGGCUUCUUGGCUGACGAGGACAUCACCUCACGGAGCCUCUUCCCGGAAAGCUGGCUGUGGCAGUUGGAGUCACUGACGGAGGCGCCCAAUGAGCUUGGCAUCUCCACAAAGACACUGCCCAUAUAUUUGAAGGACUCGAUCACCACCUGGGAAGUACUGGCUAUCAGCAUCUCUGAGACAAAGGGGCUCUGCGUGGCCAACCCCUACGAGAUCACGGUGAUGAAGGAAUUCUUCAUUGACCUGCGCCUGCCCUACUCGGUGGUGAGGAAUGAGCAGGUGGAGAUUCGUGCCAUCCUCUACAACUACUGGGAGCGUGAUAUCAAGGUGCGUGUGGAGCUGAUGCACAACCCAGCCAUCUGCAGUGCCUCCUCCUCCAAGACCCGCUACCAGCAGAUCUUCAGCCUGAAAGCCCAGUCAUCACGAGUCGUGCCCUUCAUCCUCGUGCCCUUGCAGCUGGGACUGCAUGAUGUUGAGGUUAAGGCAGCUGUGUGGGGCAGCUUUGUGGCUGAUGGUGUCAAGAAGAAGCUCAAAGUUGUGGCCGAAGGGAUGAGGCUGGAGAAGACGGUGAAGAUUGUUGAGCUGGACCCAAAGACACGGGGAAUCAACGGUGUGCAAGAAGAGAAGAUCUCGGCAGCAAACCUCUCUGACAUUGUCCCCAACACUGAGUCGGAGACCAAAGUCAGCAUCCAAGGCAACCCCGUGUCCGUCAUCGUGGAGAAAGCCAUUGAUGGGGCCAACCUCAAGCACCUCAUUGUGACGCCGUCGGGCUGCGGCGAGCAGAACAUGAUCAGCAUGACGCCCACUGUCAUCGCCACCCACUACCUGGACAGCACGACACAGUGGGACACCCUUGGCGUUGACCGCCGCUCCGUGGCCAUUGACUUGAUUAAGAAGGGUUACACCCAGCAACUGGCUUUCCGGAAACCUGACGACUCCUACGCUGCCUUCAAAAACCGGCCGUCAAGCACCUGGCUGACGGCGUAUGUGGCCAAAAUCUUUGCUAUGGCCAUCAAGCUGGUGGACAUUGAGCCUCAGGUGCUGUGUGGGGCCAUCAAAUGGCUCAUCCUGGAGAAGCAGAAGCCAGAUGGGAUUUUCCAAGAGGAUGCUCCUAUCAUCCACAAGGAGAUGGUGGGAGGAUACCAGGGUGCUGAGCCUGAGGUGUCGCUGACGGCCUUCGUCCUCGUUGCACUGCAGGAAGCCCGGGACAUCUGCAAGGACCGAGUCAAUAGUUUGGAUGGAAGCAUCACCAAAGCCUCUGAAUACCUUAUCCGGCGGUAUCAAUCACUGGCCAGGCCCUACACAGUGGCCCUGACAUCCUACGCCCUGGCCCUAGCAGGGAAGCUCAACAGUCCAAAGAUUCUCAUGAAGUUCUCCAAAGACGGCAACCGCUGGGAGGAACGCAAUGCCCACACCUACAACAUUGAGGGCACAUCCUACGCGCUGCUGGCCCUGCUGCGCAUGGAGCAGCUGGACCUCACAGGGCCUGUUGUCCGCUGGCUCGCCAAGCAGAACUACUUUGGUGGUGGCUACGGCUCCACACAGGCCACCACCUUGGUGUUCCAAGCUCUGGCCCAGUACCAGAUUUCCAUGCCACAAGAGAAGGAGCUCAACCUUGACGUGUCAGUGCUGCUGCCGCGGCGCGCCAGCCCCAUGAAGUACCGUAUCGAGAACCGUAACGCCCUGGUGGCCCGCUCUGCAGAGACCAAGUGGAAUGAGGACUUCACAGUGAAAGCUGAGGGCACAGGCAAGGGGACAAUGACAGUGGUGACCAUCUACAAUGCCAAGGUCCCCGAGAAGGAAAACAAGUGUGACAGCUUCGACCUGCGGGUACAGGUGGAUGAAGUGAAGACAGGCAAGCAGCAUGAGGGGGUCAUCCGGUCCGUCAAGAUCACCAUCUGCAUGAGGUACCUGGACAAUGUGGAUGCCACCAUGUCCAUCCUUGAUGUCUCCAUGCUCACGGGCUUCACCCCUGAUCUUGAAGACCUGAAACGGCUCUCACAGGGGGUGGACAGGUACAUCUCCAAAUAUGAGAUCGACAAGGCACUCUCGGACCAUGGUAACCUCGUCAUCUACCUCGACAAGGUGUCCCACCGGGAUGAAGAGUGUCUCACCUUCAAAGCUAACCAGGUUUUCAGGGUGGGGCUGAUCCAGCCUGCGGCUGUCACCAUCUACAGCUACUACAAGAUUGACGAUCGCUGCACCCGUUUCUACCACCCGGACAAGGACAGCGGGAAGCUGAGCAAGAUCUGCCAUGGGGACGUGUGUCGCUGUGCCGAAGAAAACUGCUUCGUGCAGCACAAGAAGGAUGUUGCCGUCACUGUCAACAAGCGGAUUGAGGAUGCCUGUGAGCCAGGAGUUGACUACGUGUACAAAGUGAGGCUGGUGGAGAUGAAGCAGUUGCCGGCUUAUGACAGCUACGUCAUGACCAUCCUCUCUGUCAUCAAGAUGGGCACCGACGAGGACCCGUCUGGGAGCAACCGGACCUUUGCGAGCCAUCAGAAGUGUCGGGACGCGCUGAGUCUUGAGCCGGGCAAGGACUACCUCAUCUGGGGGCUCAGCACUGACCUCUGGAGCACUGGCGCCCACUUCUCCUACCUGAUCGGCAAGGACACGUGGCUGGAGCGGUGGCCCAGCGAGGCUGAGUGCCAGGAGCCCGAACUGCAGGCCCUGUGCCAAGACUUUGUGGAGUUCGCCGAAGCCAUGACCCUGUUCGGGUGCCCCACGUGA